AUGAAUACUCCUAAAAACUAGUUAGAAACCUUGUUUGAUAUUUUUACCACAAUUUUGAAAGUGGAUGAAGAAAUAUUCACUUAAAUUAUAGAUAUUCUUAGAAAAGAAAACAUACCAGAUAUUAUUGAACAUUUUUCAAAAGAAAUAAAUCAAAAAUAUCUUCGAUCAAGCAUCAUAAAACUGAAGAAUGUAUCAAAUGAAAAUGAAGUAAACAAGUUAGAAGAUAUAGGAAAUGACAUCAAGGUUAUUCUAAAUACACUCAAAAAAAUUAAAGACAAUGAUAUUAAUUUAUAGAAUUUUUCCUCUGAGCAAUAUUUAGAAUUCAAAAAAGUUAUAAUGAGUAAAAUAAAAGAAAAUUAAAAGCUCAGAUCAUUCUUAAAAUUUUUAGUACAUUUAACUUCUGUAGAUAAGUAAUUCAUAGUAUGUGGAUCAAAUUCACUACAUUUAUUGGUGGAAAUCAAUGUAGAUUUAAAGAACUAAUGCUUCGAAAAUAUCAAGAUUAAAAAUACCUCUUUAAUUGGUGGAAAUUUUUUCAGAUGUAAUUUGAGUGGAUCAGUAUUUGAGAAUGUGGAUAUUAGUGGUGUCAAUCUAAAUGGAGCAAUUCUCUUUAAUUGUAAUUGGGAGUAGAUAAAGGUCGAUGAAUUAAAUUAUUUGCAAGGACAUAAAGGAUCAAUCUCAUAAGUAUGCUUCUCACCAGAUGGAACUACUUUAGCAUCAGGUGGUGGAAGUAUUUUUGGAGAUGGUGAUUGUUCAAUCCGUUUAUGGGAUGUUAAAACAGGAUAAUAAAAAGCCAAAUUAAAUGGUCAUUUUAAUGGAGUCCUAUCAGUAUGCUUCUCAUCAGAUGGAACUACUUUAGCAUCUGGUGGUCAUGAUAACUCAAUCAGAUUAUGGGAUGUUAAAACNUAAAAUAACCAGAAAUAGAUAGAAUAUUUGGUUUAUGAAAAUCAAGCACUUGACAGAUGA
Paramecium sonneborni is the source of this 963-nucleotide messenger RNA. Lineage: Eukaryota; Ciliophora; Oligohymenophorea; Peniculida; Parameciidae. The record is from the annotation of a GenBank genome assembly.